Messenger RNA from Theileria annulata, 1152 nucleotides. RefSeq names its product actin, putative. NCBI's taxonomy places the organism in Eukaryota, Apicomplexa, Aconoidasida, Piroplasmida, Theileriidae. The record is from RefSeq and is a predicted model, not a curated record. The transcript has a single exon. The coding region runs from base 1 to 1152 and encodes 383 amino acids.
AUGGCGGACGACCAAUGUGUAGUGAUAGAUAACGGUUCGUUUUCACUUAAAAUAGGCUUAUCUGGGAGUUAUAGCCCAUCAUUCAUAGUCCGCUCAGUUGUAGGAAACCCAAGACCAAAAUUUAAGCAAAACUUUACGGAAGAGUUUUACUACUCCGAAGAUGUGUAUUCUAGCCUUGAGUUUAUGUCUCUGGAUCACUUGAUUGAUCAUGGACACAUAUCAGACUUUGAUAAGAUGGAAGGACUCUGGCAAUACUGUUUCUCUAAACUUGAAGUUCAUUCAGACUGUAGACCAGUACUGUUAACAGAGGCACCAUUUACGAGUCCUAAACAUAGAAUAAAGUCGUCUGAAAUCUUCUUUGAACGUUUUAACAUUGACGAUUUGAACAUCUCAGUGGCAGGCUUACUUUCAAUGUACGGCCUGGGAAAGUUAACUGGCACAGUGGUGGAAAUCGGUGACGGUGUAACUCAGGUUUUACCAGUAAUUGAAGGGUAUUCAGAACGUUCAUCCAUUAAGAGGGUGGAUUUCGGAGGGAUCGAACUUACAAUGUACUUACAAAAAAUGUUAUGUACCAGAGGAUACUGUUUAACUUCAAGGCCAGACUUUGAACUUGUGCGUGAACUUAAGGAAAAGUUUUCUUUUUGCUCAUUGGACCCUUUUACUGAUGAGAAUAGAAGUGAUUUGGUUGAAGUAUAUGAAUUACCUGAUGGAAACGUAUUAAGGGACGGGGAAACUAAUGAAAUAGAUUUAUCAUUGGAGAGAUUUUACGUUUGUGAACCUCUUUUCAACCCCUCGAUAGUUAAUAGUGAUGCUCCAAGCAUUGUUAAUACUGUUUGGAACGCUAUUACUUCCAGUCCAAUUCAAGACCGUACUACACUGACUAAUAGCAUAUUUGUUUGCGGCGGUACAAGUUUAUUUCCAAACUUUGAGAAGAGGCUUCAGAUGGAGUUACAGGACAUUGCUCCUCCAGGCGGUAGGAGUAAAGUAAGAGUCACUGCUCCUCAGGACAGACAUACACUAGCUUGGCGAGGCGGUUCGAUCCUCUCCGAACCAAAGCUCAAGGACAUUAGUGCUAACAUGUGGGUUUCAAGGGAAGAAUGGGACGAAUCUGGUCCUGAAAUUAUAAUGCGCAAGUUUGGUCUUGAUAAUUAA